Molecule: messenger RNA, 741 nt
Organism: Trichobilharzia regenti
Lineage: Eukaryota; Metazoa; Platyhelminthes; Trematoda; Strigeidida; Schistosomatidae
Source: the annotation of a GenBank genome assembly
AUGACUGCACACCCACUCAUAGAGGCAGGCUCAACUGUUAUGUUGCGCGCUGUAGAACUUGAAAAACAGUUAAAGCUAACAGAAAGUUUUGUGUGCUACCAAGAAAGUAUUGGCCUGUUUAUCAAAGCCCUUCGAUCUCUAUCCGGAAGCACGCAGUUGCAAUUCAAGGAAAGACUUAAACAGAAAAUAUCUGAAUAUAUGUCACAUGCAGAAAAGCUGAAAGAUAAAAUUAGAAACGAGACGGCAACUGGAAAGUAUCAUGAGCAGAUUACAAUAGAAGAAGGUGCUACCGGUUAUGGCUACAAAAGGAUUUUCGGAAGAUUUCUUGAAGAUGGUUCAGUUAGCGAAAUUUGGGUUGAAGACCCAUACAUCAGAAAUAGUUUUCAAAUUGAAAACUUUUCCCACUUUUGUGAAGUUGUGGUCAGUUCAGAGUCGAACGUCAAGAAUAUUUAUUUGACGACAGGAUCAGAUGUCCACCACUCAGAUGAACAAAUUAAAAAAUUCCAACUGUUGAAAGCUGAUUUAAAUAAUCAUUCAGUAUGUUUUGAAUGGACAUUUUCAAAUUUACUACAUGAUAGAGAAAUACGAUUCGACAAUGGUUGGAUUGUUAAAAUCGGUCGUGGAUUAGAUUAUAUUCGUCGUCCAGUGCAUAAGUUUUGUGGAUUAGGCGUUCAUGAUUAUGAAUUCAGACAGUGUUCUGCUACAACUGUAGAUAUUUUUCAUUCUUCAACUAUUCGCUGA